AUGCCUUGCUGCGCCCCUGGCGUGUCAUCUGCCGACAUAACCAGUGCUGAUGAGCUGCAGCACGCUGCCAUCCAGCAGAUCCAGCUGGAGCAGAUGAAGCAAUUACGCGAAGCUUUGCGCGACAUCGAGGUACCGACCUUGAAAAAAGAUGUUCUUAGCGAACUUUCCAUUGCGCUGGGCACGCAGCUCAAUGUGGACGGAGUGCCCAACUCCCUGUCUGAAAUCUCCAGCACCUUCUUUGCGCCUUGCGAUUGGCCGCUCGAGACUUUACAAUUCGAAACGCGGCGUGCAAGAUGGGCCUGGAGUGAUUGGAGCCGGAGAAGCAUAGAUUCCGCCAUCUUGCUGCUGGUUCCGGAGAGCAGAGCUCACUGGUUUUAUAAGAGCCUCCUCAGGUUAUCGCGGCGAGCACCAGACCUAUGGGAUAGCUACUAUUCUCCUGGUUAUAUUCGGGAAGCAACCGGCCUCUAUUUACCUUCUCGUGAUUUCUACCCAGAGCCCUCGUGGACAGCAUACCACACGUCCUACGGUAAAUGGGUUCAGUUCUCGCCAGUUGCGUCAGAGUUGCCGCAUGCGUCAUGUUUAGUUGUCGAUUCGGGUACGCCAGAAGACGACAUGAUUCUACUGUCCGAGGCCGAACAGGCCGCAGCGCUGGUAGAGUUCCAGCUCAAAGAUAGCGGCUAUACCAACCACCAUACCAAACCAGUCCUGGUCGCGACAAUCAUGCGUAAUCAGACGGCGCGUCUCACACAGGCCUAUUUUGACGGCAAGCAAAAUAUGCUCGUCCUUCGCCAAUCGCGGACGCUCGACUUGUCAGGGCGGCUCCCAAGCUCUGAUGCGUGGUUGCUGCUGAGAUGGAUUGCCAGCCAACCGAUUGGCGAGACACGUUAUCCUGCGAAUGGUGCACAGGAGAGGAUGUUUCGCGAUGACCCAACCAACUUGGCAUCUCAGAUCCCUGUAUAG
Beauveria bassiana ARSEF 2860 is the source of this 960-nucleotide messenger RNA. RefSeq lists its product as uncharacterized. The record is from RefSeq and is a predicted model, not a curated record. The coding region runs from base 1 to 960 and encodes 319 amino acids. NCBI's taxonomy places the organism in Eukaryota, Fungi, Ascomycota, Sordariomycetes, Hypocreales, Cordycipitaceae. The transcript is spliced from 2 exons.